AUGGGUAGAAAAUCCAAGAGGAGUCGACUAGUAGAAGGAGAAGUGGAUGCAGCACAAUACGUCACAGUACGGAAGGUUCGUAAAGUUGAUGAAGAUGGCAAGGUAGAUGUCCAGCGCAUUAUAAAACCAGUGCAGGAUCCCAGAGCUAGUUACAAGCAACAACACAAUGGCGCUGCUACGGGAUCUAACGUUCAGGACGAGUGGGAAUAUCACAACAAUGGCGUAAAUGACAACGAAACCAUUCUUGAGACCCCCAAAAAAAAGACACAGAAAGACUACAUAUUACAAUUUGUUCAACGUGUUGAUACCUUUCUGGGUGCUUUACUAUCCCGGGAAGCGCUUCUUGAUAAUGAACGACUAUGUCAAUCUUGCCGAGGGGGAAAAAUUGCAAUCUGGAGGUGUAAAGACUGUGCAUUAGGACGUACUAUGUGCCGCAAAUGUCUGCGGCAUGCGCAUAUGGAGGAUCCAUUUCACAGAGUUGAGUGUUGGAAUGGAAAAAACUUUCGAUCUGCGGAACUGUGGGAAGUAGGAUCAACAGUUGUUGUCCCACAUCACACAGGUACCAGGAUAUGCGACAGUUUACAGCUGCAAACAAAGCAAUUGGAGGAGAGUGAGUGCAUCAAAGAUGAAGCCGAGCAGCAUUCUCUUCGGCGAGCAAUUCCGACUGUCGACAACGCACCUGUUGAUAUUGCACAAGACGGCGAGAUAGAUGGCGACAACGGCAAACCAAACGGCGAACUAGAGCAAAGAACAACUGCUGCAGCCGACAUUAACCUUGAAUUACUCCAGGAUCAAAAUUUCUUUGAAUACCUGGAUGCACUGUGUAAUGGGUCGGAUUCCGAACCUAUAGAGGAACCCGAUGAUGAUGCCGAAGCUAGUGAGGAAAAUGGCGAAGACGAGACUGAGCCAACCAACUGGAAUGACAUGAACUAUAAUCACGCUGCACGAGUACGUGUGGUACAUACCAAUGGGAUUCACCACAUAUCCUUGGUGACAUGCUCAUGUAGUGGCAUGCAUAACAUUCCUUGCGAUUUGAUUGCUUUCCGCCUUUGGCCUACAAGUUUUAUCAGAAUCAGAACACUUUUCUCAGCACAAGUUUUGGAUGGCUUUCGGCUUGCCAAUCUAGAACUGCAUGCAUCGGCAUAUCAGUUCUACCACUUACUUCGCCGAAUAACUAGUCCAAUGAAUCCGUCAGGAGUAGUUGACCUGUAUAAUGAGUUUCGUCGUAUGACACGGCUUUGGCGAUGGACAAAGAAGCUCAAAUGGGCAGGUUAUGCUGGACAUAAUGGAAAAAAGGUUGCCGAGGUUGAGAAUGGCGAGCUCGCCAACUACUGUCCUGCAUGCCCUCAACCUGGAAUCAACCUACCAAGCAAUUGGGAAGAGGAUCCCAAUCGGUUUGUUUAUCGCCAAAUUCUCAUGGCCGAUGGGAAUUUUAAAGCUGAUCACGUACAACCUAAGAAGCCAUCUCAUGAUGUAUGGCUGUCUGAAGGAAGUGGAAUAAUACCCAACCGCGAGGAGUAUCAUGCGUUCUUGAAGAGCGCUAUUGAGAAGUUAACGGUAUGGUCUGCACAACUUGGUUCAAUUUUGACAAUGUUAACAAAGGAAAAUCUGCAGGGUGCACCCUGCGAAAACACAUUCCGAGCAAUCACAGGUGCCUUACAAGCGUCAAAAUCCUGUGAUGUAACAGGAGUUGUGGGCAUCGCAUGUGCUCGGCAUGGAUGUUAUGCUCCGAACUCACUAGUUGAUUUGUUUAAAGGCGAGCAGCAAAAAAACGUGGAUUUUGCCUUGCUCGCCGCCAUCAAAUCAACUGGUGUGCAUCCUAAACAGGGGUUGAUGUUCAUGUAUGAUGUCAUCUGCCAAUUCUUUGUAUACGUGAAAGAGAGGAUCGGUCACUUACUUCCUGAGGGAUUGGACCUUGAUCGUGCUAUUGGAUUGUUUCAUGUGCAUGCGCACAAAGAUGAAUGUCUGUUUUGCUAUUCGCCAUCUUUCAUCCCAGGUGCUGCCAGAGUUAUUGGGGAAAUUCUUGAAACCUUGUGGGCAAAGCUAAAUGGAAUCUCGCCAACAGCUAGAACAGCCACACUUGCACAUAGAGCCGAAAUGCUAGAUGACCACGCAACGGACUCCAACCACAAAAAAGCCCUCGACAUGCCGAAAGAUCUUUGCCGACGUUAUGUCGAAGCAAUCGAAACUCGUGAUUCAACCCAGAAGUAUUUUGCCGAAGUGUCUCAAGUAGUGCCCCAGGACCUUGUAAAUCUUUGGACUUGCCAAAUUACGGAUGCAGAGGCUCAACGACUAACCACACCCAAUGUUAUGGAUAUUUAUGCUGCAAAAGGGCGAGGACAGGAUGGCGAAGCUCUCGAUUCAGAUGCUGCAUUGAUUACAGAGGACCCAGUAGAGGCCUAUAUACAAUUUGCGUUAAUUGUUGAAGAAAAAGAGAUUGAAAUUCGCCUUUGUGUUCGCCAAUUGACAAAGUUGCCUCGGCAUGCGGAUCCUCAUAAGAUCCAAACACUUCGAGACAAAUUAAGACCGCUCCUAGGAGAACUUGAGCGAUUACAAGAAGGUGCUGGCAUUAUUGAAGAAAAUACAACUCGACAAGGAAGUAUUGUGGAGCUACUAGAUUGGGCAGAUGAGUGCUCGCCCGAUGAGGUGGUAGAAGAAAGACAAGCUACUGCACCAUCUGUUGAGCUCAUUGAAGAUCACAAGAUAUGCCUUCCAUCCCACGGAAACGCAAGCAGAAGUCUGGCUCCACACGAGCUGAAGAUGCGAAUUUUUCAAGCAAAAUCACAUCUCAAUAAAAUUCGCAACCUGAUUGCCGAGAAAUCUUUUCAGUAUUCAAAUGUCAUUUGCAAGGCACCUAGAAAGGGGGUCAGAACACGUUCAAGAGCCAAAAUUGACGACAUGAACCACCAAAUAACCUUUUAUAGCCAGUUGUACACAGAAUGUUGGGCACGUUUGAUCCUACUUGGCGCAGACAAUGCUACCCUUCAAAAAUUCCAAGUGCUGAAAAAAGAGGAUGUAAAGACAAGUACAGCAAUUCUGGAUCCAAACACACCUGGUUCCACGAGAGUACAGUUGUCAUGGAUAUGGCAUACUGCUAUUCAACGUCUUGGUCCAAACAUUAUUGCCGAGGGUGGUGAAUUUCAUGUCGCCAAUGCUGAAAAUGGCGCUAUUGAUCUGGACGAAACGGAUCCAGAAACACUCACCGAAUUCAAAAGGGUUCACUGGCUGCGUGCUAGGGCGCAGUUUCAGAGAUGGAAUGAGGAGGCCACAAUCCUGGACUACGAGAUGCUCUGGACUGUGAAUUACUUCGUCCAUAAAGCCGAGUGGUGGAGGUGUAGUGCUUCUGUGCACAGCAAUGGCGAGGUAUUGGUUGGCGACAUGGUGCAGCGAGGGCGAAUAGCAUAUGCCGAGCGCCAAGCAUCGCUUUGGGAUAAUCUCGCCCGCCAAGCAGAUUAUCUAUUUCGGAUGACCAAUCCAAACUAUAAAAAGCAAUUCUAA
Messenger RNA from Psilocybe cubensis, 3498 nucleotides. RefSeq lists its product as uncharacterized. Lineage: Eukaryota; Fungi; Basidiomycota; Agaricomycetes; Agaricales; Agrocybaceae. The record is from RefSeq and is a predicted model, not a curated record. The transcript has 4 exons. Bases 1 to 3498 code for a protein of 1165 amino acids.